CGCUUUGUUCACAGGUGCUUGCUUCUUUAUCUUCUAUUCUCCGAGAUCUGAUUUCUGCCUCCCUCCAUCUCUUGCAUCCUCGCGACGUACGCCCUACCAUCAAUUGAACCCUCGUCAUCAUCCCAGGCAAGAGAGAGAGCCUCAGCAACCACGGCAAGCCAUUAUGCAGAACUCCUCCCGGACUGAGCCUCCUGAGCCAAUCCUCUUCCCUGCUCUCAAGGCAGGUGCAGUGGCCGGACUUGCUGGUACACUUGCCGGAGGGGUUAUUGGCAUUCUUCGGUCGACCCCACAUGCUAAGACGUUCGCCGUACUUACGGGCGCAAACACUUUUGUACUUGGUUGGACCUAUUGGGCUGUCAGAUCGACAAUGUGUCGUGCCAUUUACGAUGCUUCCCCGCCUGGUACAGCAAUGGUACCCAGGGACAGAGUCCUUAUUAGCGGGGCUUCGGGGGCUAUUGCUGGCGGUUUUCUUGGGAUAAUAUUGCGUAAAAUGCCAAACGUUGUUCCGGGCGCCAUUGUCUGGGGUCUGGUAGGGUUGGGAGGUCAAUAUGCCUAUAACGUUGCCGAUGCGAGACAUACACAAGAGGUAAUUGAAAAAAUGGAAAACCAGGAGCCAAAGGAGAGUAUAUUGGAUCGUGCUAUCCGUUCAAGGUGGAGUCCCGUCAAGCGGUUGACGAGCAAGGAGUACGCGGAUAUGCUGAAAGAGAAGCUUUUGGCUGUCGAGGCAGAUAUUGCAAUUGCAAAUGAGGAAAUAGAGAAAUUGGAGAGACAGAAGAGGGAACCAAUGGAAGAGAAAUAAGUUGCUCGAGCAUUCAUUACUUGUACGAUAUUAUGCUAGAUACCGGUAUU
Tuber melanosporum (Perigord truffle) is the source of this 849-nucleotide messenger RNA. RefSeq lists its product as uncharacterized. The transcript has 4 exons. The record is from RefSeq and is a predicted model, not a curated record. Lineage: Eukaryota; Fungi; Ascomycota; Pezizomycetes; Pezizales; Tuberaceae. Bases 164 to 799 code for a protein of 211 amino acids.